Messenger RNA from Phycomyces blakesleeanus NRRL 1555(-), 1770 nucleotides. RefSeq lists its product as hypothetical. The coding region runs from base 1 to 1770 and encodes 589 amino acids. Gene Ontology annotation, molecular function: ATP hydrolysis activity; ATP binding. The record is from RefSeq and is a predicted model, not a curated record. NCBI's taxonomy places the organism in Eukaryota, Fungi, Mucoromycota, Mucoromycetes, Mucorales, Phycomycetaceae. The transcript is spliced from 10 exons.
AUGCUUGUUAGCCCUGGAACUGUCAUAACUAGUCGGUCUCCUAGAUCUACAUUGACUGUCAAGGUUGUAUCUUGUUCUUCAAAAGAUAUACCUGCCCUUGUCAAAAACGCUACUCGUAUAUCUAUCGCAGAUCAGCCAAUUUCUACAUCUGUUGAGACACUGAGCAAGAAUAUUGCAUCCCUUUCUCUUUCUUCAGAUGCUCCAACUUCACCUCGUGGGCAAAAACCGACAGGCCUUGAAAAGGCUUAUGAAGCACUCUACGAAGUAUUGAGCUAUCCUUUUCUUUAUCGCGAUUGGAUUGCAACUCUGGGUAUCGAAUGUCCUAAAGGCAUUUUAUUGUACGGCCCCCCUGGUGUUGGAAAAACGUUUCUUGUAACCUCUGUAGCAGAAGCGUGUGGUGCGAAAGUAUUUAUUAUCCAAGGCCCAGAGAUAUAUGGACCUUAUCUUGGAGAAAGCGAAGAGAAACUAAGAGAUAAGUUCAAGGAAGCUCAAGGAUGGGCAUCUGAAAAUGAUUCACCUGUGAUUCUUUUUAUCGAUGAGAUUGACGCUUUGACACCACAUCGUGAUCGGGCACAAUCUCAUGAAAACAGAGUUGUUGCUCAGCUUUUGACAUUGAUGGAUGGUAUUGCAUCAAGAGGUCGUCUUGUAAUUAUUGGAGCAACCAAUCGACCAAAUUCAAUUGAUCCUGCCUUACGGCGCCCAGGAAGAUUUGAUCGAGAGAUUUCAAUUGACGCGCCUGAUAAAGGAACAAGACAUGCUCUUAUCACCUCUCAGUUACGCAGUAUGCCAAUAGAUGAAUCCGUCGAUAUUGAAACACUUGCUACCAUGACAAAUGGCUAUGUUGCUGCUGAUAUCACGUCAUUGUGUAGAGAAGCUGCCAUGCAUGCUGUACAAAAAGCAACAAAAGAUCUAGCAAAGGAAAUGUAUGUUUCCAUGGAAGAUUUUAUGGUUGCUUUUGGAUCCGUUGGCCCAUCAAUGCAACGUGGGUUCCAAGUACAGGUUGAGCAAACAGGGUGGGAUGAUAUUGGAGGUCUAGAAGACGUUAAAAAGAAAUUGAAGCAAGCGGUGGAGUGGCCAAUUCUUCACAAAGAUUCGUUUAUCCGUUUGGGUCUUAAACCACCGAGAGGUAUUCUUUUGUAUGGUCCACCUGGAUGCAGUAAGACAACCCUUGUGAAGGUCAUUGCCUCAUCAUCAGGUGCUGCAUUUUUAUCCAUUAACGGUGCCCAACUUUACUCACCUUAUGUGGGUGACUCUGAAAAAAUCAUUCGAACUACAUUCCAAAAAGCAAGAGCCUCUGCACCAUCCAUUAUUUUUCUGGACGAAACAGAAGCCAUUGUAGGAAAGCGUGACAUGGGCAAUGGUGGCGGUGGUGGCGAUAGUGUACAAGAAAGAGUACUUUCGACUUUACUAAACGAGAUGGACGGCGUGGAAACGGCUGAGUCAGUGCUUGUCGUUGGUGCUACAAAUCGACCAGAUAUGCUGGAUGCUGCUUUGUUAAGACCCGGAAGAUUUGAUCGUUUGGUCUAUGUUCCCCCACCAGAUUUCAAAGCUCGAUGGGAGAUCUUGAAGAUUCACACGCGUCGUAUACCUUUAUCCGAAGAUGUGAACCUUGAAGUAGUUGCUGAUUGUACCGAUUAUUAUACAGGAGCUGAUUUACAAAAUGUUUGCCGGGAGGCAGCCAUGAUUUCACUUCGAGAGAAUCACUCGGCUGCAAAAGUGGUAAUUAUAAAUUUUAUACAAGAGUUCUUUGACCAACUCUAUUUUUUGUAG